Messenger RNA from Protopolystoma xenopodis, 315 nucleotides. The record is from the annotation of a GenBank genome assembly. NCBI's taxonomy places the organism in Eukaryota, Metazoa, Platyhelminthes, Monogenea, Polystomatidea, Polystomatidae.
CGUGCUGCGCGUUAUCCCACAUUUUCUCUUGCCCCUCUCCGCAUAUCUGCAGACGCCUCCAUGCCUUCGCGCAGCCCACACUCCACACUUCCUCACCCCGUACGCUCAGUUAGUAUUCUUAGCCAGCCCCUUGAGAUGUCUGUAAGCCCACCUUUCCGGCUGUCUCCCCGGCCAACUGGACGUCUGCCCGGUCCUCUUCCCUGCCAUUGUCGGCUCUCCUCUCUGGCCGAUAAACUACACCGCCUCCCCACCUCAAUAGCUUUCACACCCCCGUCCCCCUCCCUCACACUCUGUCUGCCGCUUCCUUCGCCCUAG